GAUCCUGGUCCAUCCCAGCGAUAUACACCACCAACGAUGAAGGCCUUUGUAGUGUUUGCUCUUCUCAGCCUCGCAGCUGCUGACCAACGCCCUCCUUCCAAUGGUUAUGGAGCCCCUCCAGCUCCUCCAAGCAACGGCUAUGGAGCUCCUCCAAGCAACUCCUAUGGCCCACCUAGGAACUCCUACGGAGUAGAUCCUCUUGCUGAAUUGGCCCAGAACAUUCCUGGAGGCGGAGUUCCUGGAGAAGACUACCCUAUUUUGGCCUCCGUCCCUGACACCGGUUUCUCCUGCGAUGCUCAGAAUGUCCCUGGUUAUUAUGCCGACACUGAUCGACAGGCCCAAUGGGACGCCGUCAGCAGGACUCCUUCCUCUGCCCCCAACGGCACCAUCUUCAACCAACAGUACCUCGUCUGUGACUGGUGGUUCAACUUCGACUGUGCUGACGCUGAAGACUUCUACUCAGUCAACGAGCAGAUUGGCGUCGUUGCCUACGACCCUUAUGGCAGAAGUCACAACGGUAACGGCAAUGGCAACGGUAACAAUGGUUAUGGUUCAAAUGGCAACGGAAAUGGAAGAAAAAACAAGAAUGGUAAGAAAAAUGGAAAUGGCAAAAAGAAUGGAAACCAAAAUGGUAACGGUUAUGGUUCCAAUGGCAAUGGCGCACCUGCCCUUCCUAGCAAUGGAUAUGGAGCCCCAGCUGCUCCUAUGAAUGGCUACGGAGCACCAGCUGCUCCUAUGAAUGGAUAUUGA
This is a messenger RNA of Macrobrachium nipponense, 750 nucleotides long. Its product is annotated as pro-resilin-like. The record is from RefSeq and is a predicted model, not a curated record. The transcript is spliced from 3 exons. Bases 37 to 750 code for a protein of 237 amino acids. NCBI's taxonomy places the organism in Eukaryota, Metazoa, Arthropoda, Malacostraca, Decapoda, Palaemonidae.